UCUGCGCCACUGCCUGCUUGCUCCACCAGGCGCAUGGUGGUGCCUGACGCAAGCCAAGGAGUGCUGUGUGACCCCCCACUUGGUGCCCUGCGCCGUGCAUGGUUGCACCCUGCCUUCCUGCUUCGCCCAGCCUCACCGCUGAGCUGGGUGUUUGGGAAACCAGCUGGCUGAAGUUUGAGGUGCUUGGGGUGGACUGAGUCUUUCCACAAGCGCCUGGAGGAACUCGGGGUGUGGGGGGGGGUGGAUGAACUGCUCUUGUCACACACCAACCUGGAGGCACAUGCCUGGGGACCUCUCUGAGGACAUCACUGCUCCACAAUGGUGUUUCAAGUACUUUGAGAGUUUCUGCUGGCCAAGCUCAGCAUCAGCAAUGGAUGGAGGCGCCGGGCAUCAUCUCUGGAGAUAUAGCAUGCGCUGGAUGUGCUAGACCACAGAGGUUUGGACCUCGUCUCCUCCUCCUCUUUGUCCCCUCACUUGCCUUUUUUUUUUUUUCCCUCCUCCCCCCACCCCAGCUUCCAUCCUGCAUGUGAUUUGAUUUGUGAGCUACCCAAGCCAGGCAAGGAUCUGCCAAGCAGGGAGUGGGCAGCCAGUGCCACAGGGCACCAGGGCAGCCAGAUGUCUUUCAGGAGUUUCAGCGGCCAGAGAUUAAAAAAGCAAACAAGCAGGCAACAGCUGGACAGGGCAGACCUGAUGCUAGUCAUGCUCUUCUUGCCUUUGCUGGCCACCGUGGCAGAAGGGCUGAGCCUGCAGCCACUCAGGAUGCGGCACCUGGGAGUGUGCCCCAACCAGCUCAACCCCAACCUGUGGGUGGACGCCCAGAGCACCUGUGAGCGGGAGUGCCACACUGACCAGGAUUGUGAGGGGUUUGAGAAGUGCUGCACCAAUGUCUGUGGGCUGCAGAGCUGUGUGGCAGCUCGCUUUGCUGAUGGAAGUCUCUCGCCGCUGGAGCUAUCUCAAGAAGCCUCCUGUGAGAGCUUUGUGUGCACACAGCAGGGCUCAGACUGUGACAUCUGGGAUGGGCAGCCCAUCUGCAAGUGCAAGGACCGGUGCGAGAAGGAGCCCAAUUUCACCUGCGCCUCAGAUGGCCUCACCUACUAUAACAAGUGCUACAUGGACGCCGAGGCCUGCAUCCGGGGAAUCAGCCUCACCAUGGUGCCAUGCAAAUACAUUUUCACCUGGCCCAACACCAGCCCCGUGCCCCAGGAGACCACAGCUCGCCCCACGCCAGGGGCUGGCCCUGAGGUGCCCAUUCCCCCUGCCCUCUACAACAACCCCUUCCACCAGUCCGUCUACAUGGGCGGCACAGUCAGCUUCCACUGUGACGUCAGCGGACGGCCUCAGCCUGACAUCACAUGGGAGAAGCAGAGUGACCACGCGGAGAACUUCAUCAUGAGACCGGAUCAGAUGUAUGGGAACGUGGUGGUGACAAACAUCGGACAGCUGGUCAUCUACAAUGCUCAGUAUGAGGACUCUGGCAUCUACACCUGCACUGCAAGGAACUCUGCUGGGCUCCUCCGAGCCGACUUCCCUCUCUCUGUCAUCAAACGGGAGCCCAGCAGUGGGGAGCCACGGCUGGGCAGCACCCAGCCCUUCCCCAACACUGAGUGCCUCAAGGAACCCGACAAGCGUGACUGCGAAGCCCAGGAGGUGCGCUGGCAUUUUGAUGCCAAGAAAGGCUCCUGCCUCACCUUUCGCUAUGGUGGCUGUGGAGCCAACCAGAACCACUUUGAGACAUACGAGGAGUGCCGAUCAGCCUGCGUGAGCAAUGCUGUCCACACCUGCCUUCUGCCUAUGGUGCAAGGCCCCUGUAAGAACUGGGAAGCCCGCUGGGCCUAUAACCAUCUCAUGAAGCAGUGCCAUUCCUUUGUCUAUGGUGGUUGCGAAGGCAACAACAACAACUUUGACAGCAAGGAGACCUGUGAGGAUGUCUGCCCCUUCCCCAAGAACCUGCAGUGCAAGACCUGCCGCCUGAAGAACAAGAUGGUGCUGAGUUUGUGCCGUAGUGACUUUGCCAUCGUAGGACGGCUCAUGGAGAUCAUCGAGGAUCAGGACUCUGGCAUCGCCCGCUUUGCCCUCGAAGAUGUCCUCAAGGAUGAGAAGAUGGGCCUCAAGUUCUUCAACAUCAAAUACCUGGAAGUGACCUUGACUGACAUGGAUUGGAACUGCCCUUGCCCCAACAUGACCACGGAUGAUGGCCCACUCAUCAUCAUGGGCGAGGUACACGAUGGUAUGGCCAUGCUGGACCCCAGCAGCUAUGUCCGAGCAGCCAAUGACAAACGUGUGAAAAAAAUCUAUGAGUUGAUUGAGAAGAAAACCUGUGAUCUGCUGAACAGGUUCCAGGACUAGGGGAGGGCAGGGGGCAGCAGGGACACAGACAUGAAGGCAGGUGUCACCCCAGGCACCCUCUCUGGCCAGCCACAUGCACUGCUAUAGACUUGACCUCAAGAGGGGGGAAGCAGUCUGGCAGAUCCCACAGAUCAAUGUUUUUAUUUAGUAAUUAUUAUCAUUUUGUAAUUCCCUCUCCUAUGCUGAGCUCUGGUCCAGCCCAACUCCCUUGUAAUUUAUCUGUCUGCGUGCCUUCCUUGCGUACCCUUCCAGCCCAGACACUACCAAUAAAAGAUUGGGGUAGGCUGUA
Struthio camelus australis is the source of this 2635-nucleotide messenger RNA. RefSeq names its product WAP, follistatin/kazal, immunoglobulin, kunitz and netrin domain containing 1 (gene WFIKKN1). Gene Ontology annotation, cellular component: extracellular region. Lineage: Eukaryota; Metazoa; Chordata; Aves; Struthioniformes; Struthionidae. Gene Ontology annotation, molecular function: transforming growth factor beta binding; receptor antagonist activity; serine-type endopeptidase inhibitor activity. The record is from RefSeq and is a predicted model, not a curated record. Gene Ontology annotation, biological process: transforming growth factor beta receptor signaling pathway.